AUGGUAGUCAACAAAGAGACGGCAAUAAUGAGACAGUACUGGGAUCCGAACUUCCCCGACAUCCUGGAUUUGGCAAGCAAAUGUCCGCUGGCAAGUGAACUACUGGCGAUUUUCCAAAUGUUCAAAAGUCUAUCCGUUUCAAGGAAACUUCACUUAUAUUUGUUCUUUAAGAUGUACGCAUGUUCGAGAAAUGUUCUUUUUCAGGUUAUGGUAAACUCCAAUGAGCUGUACGAGUUCCCGAGGCCAACACUCGCUAAGGUAGUGAACAUUGGUGGACUAGGAGCUGAGCACAAGGAUGCCAAGCCGUUGAAAGAAGUAAAAACCGGCAAAGGACUCAUCAUCAUGUCAUUUGGAUCAGUUGCACAUACUGAAUGGAUGCCGGAACACUGGAAGACGGCUAUUCUAAAAGCCUUUUCUCGAUUCCCUGACUACCAAUUUGUCCUCAGCAUAGCAUCCGUUCCAGGUCGGCUUCCACCUAAUGUGCACACUUUCUCAUGGCUACCUCAAGCUGAUCUCCUUUCACAUCCAAACACGAAAGCAUUCAUUUCACAUGGCGGAUACAACAGCCUUCAGGAAGCGAUCAAUUCCGGCGUCCCUCUCAUCACAAUCGCCCUUUUCGGCGACCAGUUCAAAAACUCCAUGAUUGCUGCCAAGCACGGUUUUGCAGUGAAUAUCAGAAAAGGAGAAAUCAGUGAAGAGACCUUGUAUAAUCUUAUUUUAAGAUAUUCCCGUAAUGUCAAACGACUAUCGUUGAUGGUCCAGAAAAAGCCAGUCAAUCCAGAACAUUUGCUUGUCAAGUGGACUGAGUUCGUGGCUGAAUUCAGGACACUCGACAAUUUGGUUCCAGCUGGGACAAAACUCAACUUUAUACAGUAUUACUCCAUCGACGUUAUAGGAACUCUGCUACUGAUAGUGAUCACUUUUCUGUUUAUUGUUUACAAAACUGUUAAGUUGCUUGUUUUGAAGUGCUGUUGUAGGUCCAAAAAGGCUAAGAAGGAGUAA
Molecule: messenger RNA, 1002 nt
Organism: Haemonchus placei
Lineage: Eukaryota; Metazoa; Nematoda; Chromadorea; Rhabditida; Trichostrongylidae
Source: the annotation of a GenBank genome assembly